AGCCUUAUAUGCUCCCUGCCAAAAAAAAAAAAACCAACAGGCGCGCAUUCCUCAGCUCUGCUUCUCUCUCUGUCUUCUCGAUCCCCGCCGCUGGCCGCUGCUCGAUCCCACCGUGCUCCGGGGGAAGGUUCUGGAAGCUCUCGGCGGAUGAGGUGGGGUGGAGGAGGAGUAGGAGUAGGAGGAGGGGUUGCCGCGUCCCUCGCCGCGCUGCUGUGCUGCGGCUGCGUCAUGCUGGCCCUCGCCGGCGCCGCCGCUGCGCAGGGCUCCCGCCUCCCCUUCGCCUACAAGACCCUACGAGGUGACCCUCCACGAAUCGUGGCCAAAGGCGGCUUUUCAGGAGUGUUUCCGGACUCAAGCUUAGACGCCUACUCUUUUGCAUUGAGCACCAGCGCACCCGAUACGACUCUCUGGUGUGAUGUCCAGCUGACGAAGGACGGCGUUGGAGUCUGCCUUCGGGACAUCAACAUGCAGAACUGCACCACCGUCGCCGAAGCAUACCCCGCGAGAAAGCGGACCUAUGUCAUCAAUGGUGUGCGGAAAACGGGAUGGUUUGCUUCGGACUUUACCAUGGCUGAGCUCCAGUCUGUCGUUUUAACACAAGCAAUUUGGUCUCGCUCCCCCAGAUUCGAUGGAUAUCCUAUCCUCUCUGUCCCUGAGUUGCCAACCAUCCUUGACGUCAAGCAGCCUUCUCUUUGGUUGAAUGUUCAGCACGAUAUUUUCUACAAAGAACAUGGUUUGAACAUGAGGAACUACAUACUUUCCAUCCAAAAGAAUGUAUCUGUGGAUUAUAUCUCGUCACCUGAACUGGGCUUCCUCCAAAAUAUAUCUGGAAGAGUUCAUCGCAAAACAAAGCUUGUGUUUAGGUUUCUUGAUAAAUCCUUAGAUAAUUCUAUACACCAAACAUAUGCUUCACUUUUGAGCAACCUAACGUUUAUUAAGUCUAUUGCAUCUGGCAUAAUGGUCCCUAAGAGCUACAUUUGGCCAGUCACAAAGGAUAACUAUCUACAGGCACCCACAUCAAUUGUAGCAAAAGCCCACAGUGCAGGGCUGGAAAUAUAUGCCUCUGAUUUUGCAAAUGAUAGAAUUAUCCCCUAUAACUACAGUUAUGAUCCAUUGGCAGAAUACCUAAACUUUAUCGGCGAUGGGGGCUUCUCUGUUGAUGGUGUAUUGUCAGAACACCCAAUUACUGCAUCAGAGGCUAUUGGUUGCUUUGCUAAUCUGAAUUCAAGUAAGACUGAUCAUGGGGAACCCUUAAUUAUCUCGCAUAAUGGUGCUAGUGGAGAUUAUCCGGACUGUACGGACCUAGCCUACCAUAGUGCAAUUAAUGAUGGCGCAGAUGUCAUUGAUUGUCCUGUUCAAGUGACAAGUGAUGGAACUCUUAUGUGCAUGGGUUCCAUUAACCUGCUUGAUACUACGAAUGUGCAGAGAACAACUUUCAACUCUCGUGCUUCUGUUGUUUCAGAAAUUCAGGCUACACCAGGAGUCUUCACAUUCAACCUUACUUGGGAUGACAUCAAUAGUAGUAUACAACCCAAAAUAUCUUCCCCAUUGAGUCGGUAUUAUAUGGUAAGGAACCCAAGGUACACAAAUCAAGGGAAGUUUCUGAAGUUAUAUGACUUUCUAGCAAUGGGAAUGGAUAAGGAUUUGUCUGGUGUCAUGAUCAUUAUUGAGAAUGCUGCAUUUCUGGCAAAGUCAUUAGGAAUUGACAUUGUUGAUUCUGUAAACGCUGCCUUAAGUGCUGCUGGAUACGAUAAUCAGACUGCCAAGGAAGUUCUGAUUCAGUCAAAAGAUAGUGCUGUUCUUGUCAAAUUGAAGCAGCAGAAAACAAAAUGCAAGCUUGUUUACACUCUCCCAUUAGGCAUUGGGGAAGUUUCUACCUCCUCACUAGAAGCCGUGAAGAAGUUUGCUGAUGCUGUAGUUGUUGAUAGGAAUUCUGUUUUUACCUCAAGUCAAAGUUUUAUCAUCAGACAGAACAGUCUUAUGAAAGAUCUACAGUCAGCGGGGCUAGCUGUGUAUACUCAGGUGUUCCGGAAUGAGUUUGUGUCACAACCGUGGGAUUUCCUUGCAGACGAAACUGUGGAGGUCAAUUACUAUUUUCAAUCAUUUAAUCUGUCAGGCGUCAUAACUGAUUUCCCGAAGACGGUUAGAAGAUACAAAAAAAAUACUUGUACAGGUUUGGGAAAUGACAUGCCCAACUACAUGCAGGCUGUUCCGGUUGGCGCCCUUGACCAGUUACUCCAAAAGUUUAAAGCCCAGCCGCCAUCUAUGCCGCCAAUGCCGACACUGAAUGCCUCAGACGUGGUGGAGACACCGCUUCCUCCUGUUGCACCAAGAAAUGCGCCUGGUGCGCCUCCUUCUGAUACUCACAAGGCUACCGCAAGUACUGGUAUUCUGUUUGUGAUGGUUUUCGCAGCUCUGCUGAUCUAGACAGACACAUGAGGCUGUAUAGUAGGUGAUAUAAGUUGUUUUGUACAAGCUCCAUUUGAUUCGGGCAAGCUUAGACCGAUGACCUGGUGCUCCCAGGCAUUUGUUUGAUCGUUUCUGCCUGUAUAAAUUCAGCAGUAGAAAGGUUACACUAUUUAGCCAGCAUGGGGUGUUGAUACAUUGCACAUAAUUGUUCUGUAUAUAUCCUCGUUCUGACAUGAAGAAUAUGUUAUAUGUUCUGCGAAUUGGCAA
This is a messenger RNA of Panicum virgatum (switchgrass), 2676 nucleotides long. RefSeq names its product glycerophosphodiester phosphodiesterase GDPDL4-like. Lineage: Eukaryota; Viridiplantae; Streptophyta; Magnoliopsida; Poales; Poaceae. The record is from RefSeq and is a predicted model, not a curated record. The coding region runs from base 148 to 2427 and encodes 759 amino acids. Gene Ontology annotation, biological process: lipid metabolic process. The transcript has 9 exons. Gene Ontology annotation, molecular function: glycerophosphodiester phosphodiesterase activity.